This is a messenger RNA of Vigna umbellata (rice bean), 1069 nucleotides long. NCBI's taxonomy places the organism in Eukaryota, Viridiplantae, Streptophyta, Magnoliopsida, Fabales, Fabaceae. The record is from RefSeq and is a predicted model, not a curated record.
UUUGAAUGGAGCCCGAUUCUGGCCAUGUGGAGGAAAACAUGAGUUUACAAAAAGAGUGCUUUCGAAAGUUCACAAGGCCAGCUAGGGACUCUCUUAAUUUAAAGAAUCAAAAUCAAAAUGAAACCAAUUGAAUAAUUUGAGGUCUCUCAUCACAGCUCCCUUUUAACGACUCACUCUCACUAUAAAUAUUUCAUGCAUGCAGCUUUUCUCAACACUCACUAACACCAAACCUCUUCCCUCUCCUCUCUGCACUCCCAACAACAAUAUCUAUCAUUGAGGAUCUCAGCAGCAUUGGGCAGAGGUGAUAAGUUUUUUUCUUCUACACAUGACUGCUAGGGGCACCGACCCCAAAAGGGGUCGUCUUUGGCCACACAUGAUCAUGGCAAUGGCCAUUGCUUUGAUUUCUACUACUGUAGUUUCUGUCCAUGCUGAUGGUUACCCUUCCUAUUCUUCACCACCACCACCUCCUCCAACUUAUGAAUACAAGUCACCACCUCCACCUUCACCAUCACCUCCUCCUCCUUAUGAGUACAAGUCACCACCUCCUCCAUCAUCAUCACCACCACCUCCUUAUGAGUACAAGUCACCUCCCCCUCCUUCCCCAUCACCACCACCUCCCUACUAUUACAAGUCUCCUCCACCACCUUCUCCAUCGCCUCCUCCUCCAUACUACUACAAGUCUCCUCCUCCACCCUCUCCCUCCCCGCCUCCUCCAUACUACUAUAAGUCCCCUCCUCCACCCUCUCCCUCACCACCUCCUCCAUACUAUUACAAGUCUCCUCCACCACCCUCUCCCUCACCACCUCCUCCAUACUACUACAAGUCUCCUCCACCACCCUCUCCCUCUCCACCUCCUCCAUACUACUACAAGUCCCCUCCACCACCCUCUCCCUCCCCACCUCCUCCAUACUAUUACAAGUCCCCUCCACCACCCUCUCCCUCACCACCUCCUCCAUACUACUACAAGUCCCCUCCACCACCCUCUCCCUCACCACCUCCUCCAUACUACUACAAGUCCCCUCCNUUUGGCAUUAUACAUAAACCAUUUUUCUCUAAUAAGAAAACAUAA